AUGGCGCCCCUAAAACGAACGAGGCAUGUCAUUGACAACGACGACGAUGUUGACAAUGGUGGGGAGCAGGCCGAGGGACAGGAUGGGCGCACCUCGCCAGUCGGUGGUGCGCAGUCAAGAAAACGAGUGCGAUUGUCUCUAGAGGGACAGUCUUCACACCACCACGACGAUUCCUCAAGUUCCGAAGACGAAGACGACGAGAAGAACGGACCCAAUUCCCCCCCUCUGACCCAAUACGAAAUCAUGAGAGAUAACGGCUUCAAGCACCUGCAAAACACCGACAUGGACGACUUGCGAGCCACGCAGAAGCUCCAGCGGAGACCCUCGAGCCUGGGCGACAACAUGGUUGCCGAGAGCGGAAUCAUCGAGAGCGUUACAUGCAUCAACUUCAUGUGCCACGAGCGUCUCCAUGUCGAGCUCGGGCCGCUCAUCAACUUCAUCGUCGGCGAGAAUGGCAGUGGCAAAAGUGCCGUCCUGACUGCGCUCACAUUGUGCCUAGGCGGCAAAGCUAGCGACACCAAUCGAGGAGGAAGCCUUAAAUCUUUCGUCAAGGAGGGCCAAGACCACGGGAGGCUCAUUGUCAAGAUCAAAAACGCAGGCAGCGAUGCUUAUCAGCACGACGUAUACGGCGACAGCAUCAUCGUUGAACGUCACUUCUCCAAAUCGGGUAGCAGUGGCUUCAAGAUCAAGAGUGAUCACGAACAGAUCAUCUCUACCAAAAAGCAAGAGGUCGACGAGAUAUCCGAGUGGUACGCGCUGCAAAUGGGGAAUCCCCUCACCGUCCUGUCCCAGGACAAUGCCAGGCAGUUUCUGAACUCCGCCACCCCCACUCAAAAGUACAAGUAUUUUGUGUCUGGCGUGCAGUUGGAACAACUCGACAACGACUACAAGAUGUCUCAAGAUACUCUGGACAAGACUCUGAUUCUCCGAGACGAUCUCAACGAGAAGAUAGGCCAUGUCAAAAAGGAAAUGGAAGACGCCCAGAGGCUAGCCGAGACUGUCCAGAAGAACAACAGUCUUCGCGAAAAGGCUCGACACUAUCGGAACCAACUGGUCUGGUCGCAAGUGGUUGAGCAGGAGCAGGCGCUCGAGCGCCGUCAACUAGACCUGUCGACCCGGGAUCAACGCAUCACGGAAACAGAAGCCGAGUGCGAGGAGAUGAGCAAGGCUUUGCUUGAGUGCCAAGAAAAAAUGGACAGGGCCACCGCAAAUCGGAACAGCCUCGACGAAGAGAAAGAAUUCAUGGCGAAGAGAAUCGCGGCCGCAGAGGCGUCUUUUCAGACUGCAAAGAAGGACCUGACUGAGCUACACCGAGAAGAGAGAGAUGCUUUUAGCCGCCUCAAGACGGCAAGAGGAGAGAUUGAAGCCUGCGAAGGGAAAAUCCUGGAAGAGGAACAGCGCCUGAAUGAGUCCACGGGCUCGGCCCACGCCGAGAAAGACGCCGAGCUCUCCGAAGCGACGUCUCAAGAAAGGAACAUCAACGAGCAAAUCUCGGCGCAGAAUGAACAACUGCCGAUGCUUCAGUCGACGCUCGCCGAGGCGGAGCACGUCUUGAAGAAAAAGCAGGAGCUGCGAGACUCCAAGCGCAACGACAUAUUGACGGCGGAGGCAGGUGUCCGGGAGCUCGAAAAGAGCACCGGAUCGGCCUACGACGGGUUUGACCGAGAGAUGAUGAACCUUGUCAAGGCAGUAUCGAACAGCGGGGGCUUCGAGCACAAACCUCUCGGCCCCCUAGGUGCCCACAUCAGACUUGUCAAGCCUGAGUGGUCGGGGGUCCUGGAAAAGACUCUCGGCGAAACAUUGAAUGCCUUUGUUGUCAGAAGUAAACGAGAUCAAACACGCCUCUCAGGCUUGAUUCGGCAAAAUGCGAUGAGAAAGCCGCCUCCCAUCUAUAUUGCCUACGGCGGACCAAUCGACACGAGGGACCAAGAGCCCGACAGCAAGUUCGACACUAUCCUGCGAGUGCUGGAAUUCGAUGAAGAGCUGGUCCGGUCGCAGCUAGUCAUCAACAACCAGAUAGAAAAGGUCAUACUGGUCAUGAAGCGCUUGGAGGCGGAGCAGAUCAUGAUCGACAGCGGCCCUCCUCGCAAUGUUGCGGCGUGUAUCUGCUUUCACGACGGCCAAGGAAAGCGCGGCCAAGGCUUGCGGAUCACGAACCGCUCGGGAACCAUUGCGACAAGCCCGAUUAUCCCCGGCGUCUUGCGGCCGAGGAUGCAAUCCGACUCGGCCAGGCAACUUGCGCUUCAGAAAGAAAAUCUCAAGCAUCUGGGGCUCGAGCUGAGAGAAUUGAUGAGUGAGGAACGCCUUGCGCAGCAGGCGGUGCAGGGGAGCCAAUCGGAACUCGAGACGCACCGCAGGCGGCAGACGCAACUGGCCAACGACCUCCGCAGGACGCAAGCCGACAUCGAACGGAUUCAAACGGAAUUGGACGCCUUUGAAGGCGUGGACGACCGACUCGUUGUUUUGCGGUCCGAGCUGGAGACUAAGCGGGCUGAAGAGGAGCAGCUCGGCAUUCAGUACGGCAACAUGAAAUUGACGAAGCGCGGGCUGAGUGCAAGGGCCGAGGAAGCCAAAAAAAGACUUGAUACUGAGCGGGACCAUGGCAAUAACUUGGAAAGCCGGAAGAACGAUGCGUUUGAAAGGCUGGAUAUUGAGAGGGCGGAACGACGCCGAGCAGAGCAAGCCGAGGCUGUCGCGCCAGGGCGUGUUUAUAUUCCCGAGGGGGAAGAUCACCGGAGCAUCGAGAAAAAGUACGAAAAGAUUGGGGAACAGCUGGCUCAACGAGAGGCCAGGAUCGGGGCCACGGACCAGGAGAUUUAUGAUCGUGCGAACGAGGCGAGAGGCAAGUACGAGGGCGUGGUGAAGCAGACCCGACACGUGGACGAGACAAUAGCAUCGCUGAAGCACGCGAUUGAACAUCGCCUGCACCUCUGGCGACAGUUCCAGAGACAGAUCAGUGCUCGGGUUCGCAUUCAAUUCAACUACCUGUUGAGCGAGCGUGGCUUCCGGGGCAAGAUCGACCUGGAUCAUCGGGCGAGAAAGGUUAUCAUACACGUCGAGCCGGACGAGACGCGCAAGAGCUCGGCGGGUCGGAACACCAAGACGCUCUCCGGAGGCGAAAAGUCGUUCUCGUCCAUCUGCAUGCUGCUCUCGGUCUGGGAGGCAAUCGGAUCACCCAUCAGAUGCCUGGAUGAGUUUGAUGUUUUCAUGGACAAUGUUAACCGAGCCAUCAGCACCAACAUGCUCGUGGACGCGGCGCGGCGAUCGGUCUCCCGUCAAUACAUCCUCAUCACUCCCAACGCCAUCGAAGGGCGGGCUAGGCUCGACAAGGACGUGAAGAUCAUUCGCUUGACCGAUCCCCGCCAACGCACCUUGGUCUAA
Hirsutella rhossiliensis is the source of this 3381-nucleotide messenger RNA. RefSeq names its product AAA domain-containing protein. The transcript is spliced from 6 exons. The coding region runs from base 1 to 3381 and encodes 1126 amino acids. The record is from RefSeq and is a predicted model, not a curated record. Gene Ontology annotation, biological process: double-strand break repair via homologous recombination. Lineage: Eukaryota; Fungi; Ascomycota; Sordariomycetes; Hypocreales; Ophiocordycipitaceae. Gene Ontology annotation, molecular function: damaged DNA binding; single-stranded DNA binding. Gene Ontology annotation, cellular component: nucleus; Smc5-Smc6 complex; site of double-strand break.